Messenger RNA from Penicillium longicatenatum, 1524 nucleotides. Its product is annotated as folic acid synthesis protein. Gene Ontology annotation, biological process: tetrahydrofolate biosynthetic process. The transcript is spliced from 3 exons. Gene Ontology annotation, molecular function: dihydropteroate synthase activity; 2-amino-4-hydroxy-6-hydroxymethyldihydropteridine diphosphokinase activity. NCBI's taxonomy places the organism in Eukaryota, Fungi, Ascomycota, Eurotiomycetes, Eurotiales, Aspergillaceae. Gene Ontology annotation, cellular component: mitochondrial envelope. Bases 1 to 1524 code for a protein of 507 amino acids. The record is from RefSeq and is a predicted model, not a curated record.
AUGGGUAAUCCAGUGGCUAUGCCUUCGUUUGAUGGAAAUGUUCAACCGAAGCGCUCUGGUCCACUAUCGUAUCUGAAAUCAUACGCGAGGCGAUUCUCAAGCGGGUACUCGCCACAGUCAAGCUCCAGCUUGAACUCCACAAAUGGAGCCCAUGGGCUGCAUCGAGCUUUUAUCGCAUUGGGCAGCAAUGUAGGAGACCGUGUCGAUAUGAUUGAAAAGGCUUGUCUUGAGCUGGACCGAGUCAAUAUUAAAGUCAAAAGAACAAGCUCCCUCUUUGAGACGACUCCGAUGUAUGUGCUUGACCAGGAUACGUUCAUGAAUGGAGUUUGCGAGGUUGAGACAAGUCUCUCGCCAAUGGAACUUUUGGAUACGAUCCAAUCUAUUGAGAUCGAGCUGGGCCGAAAAAAGUUGAUUGAUAAGGGCCCACGAUCAAUCGAUCUGGAUAUUCUGCUAUAUGACCAAGAGAUAUUCGCUCACGAACGCCUUAAUGUCCCACACAACCUCAUGUUGGACCGAGAUUUUGUCCUUCGACCUCUUUGCCAAUUAAUACCUCAUGAACGGCCACCCUUGCCUGGGAAAAAUGCACUUACAUACAGCGAACAUCUUAAGGCUCUUCCACCACCGGAGCCAACACCAUAUUCAACAACGCCCAUCUCACCACAUUUCCCAAACCUCUACGCAACAGACCCGAAGCGUCCAACUCACGUCAUGGCCAUCCUCAACCUGACCCCAGACUCUUUCUCUGACGGUGGCACUCACUCCCCCACAGACUUCACCCAACUCACCGAAACAGUCCGCCGAUUCAUCGCCCAAGGCGCAACAAUCAUCGACGUCGGUGGCGAAAGCACCCGCCCCGGCUCAACACCUGUCGGGCCAGGGGAGGAAAUCGCCCGAGUAGCCCCUGCAAUUCAACACAUUCGCAAGAACAUCCCUGAGGCUUCCAACAUUGCCAUCAGCAUCGACACCUACCGCGCUGCAGUGGCCGAGGCAGCCUGUGCCGCCGGUGCAGACAUCAUCAACGACGUCUCCGCCGGUCUCCUCGAUCCAGAAAUGCUUCCCACGGCAGCACGUCUCGGCAAAUCUAUCAUCCUAAUGCACAUGCGUGGAACACCGCAAACAAUGACCAAACUCCAUGACUACCCCAACGGCGUCAUCCCCGAAGUUAGCGCCGAGCUUCGUGCCCGCGUAGCAGCCGCAGAGGACGCAGGUAUUCGCCGCUGGCGCAUCAUUCUUGACCCCGGUCUCGGAUUCGCAAAGCUGCAACCCCAAGACCUUGAAAUAUUGCGUGAGUUGCCAGCUCUGCGAGCGGCUGAGGGCUUGGACUGUUUACCGUGGCUUAUGGGCCCAAGCCGGAAACGGUUUAUUGGGAAUAUCACUGGCGUGAAGACACCCAAAGAACGCGUCUGGGGCACUGCUGCGACUGUUUCCGCUAGUGUUGCUGGCGGUGCUGAUAUCGUGCGCGUACAUGAUGUGCAGGAAAUGUGGCAGGUUGCGAAGGUUGCUGAUGCGAUUUAUCGUGUCUAG